This is a messenger RNA of Anoplophora glabripennis (Asian longhorned beetle), 612 nucleotides long. RefSeq names its product protein Dr1 (gene NC2beta). The record is from RefSeq and is a predicted model, not a curated record. Gene Ontology annotation, cellular component: negative cofactor 2 complex. Gene Ontology annotation, molecular function: general transcription initiation factor activity; protein heterodimerization activity; TBP-class protein binding. The transcript has 2 exons. Gene Ontology annotation, biological process: positive regulation of transcription by RNA polymerase II; chromatin remodeling; RNA polymerase II preinitiation complex assembly. NCBI's taxonomy places the organism in Eukaryota, Metazoa, Arthropoda, Insecta, Coleoptera, Cerambycidae. Bases 58 to 582 code for a protein of 174 amino acids.
UGUAUUUUUGUAUGCAAACAUUGCAAGCAACUUUUACAUAUUUUUUAAAUUAUACAAAUGGCAAAUUCAAAUGCUUCUGGACCUCUAGGAGGAAAUACGGAAGAAGAUGAGUUGACCCUUCCACGAGCUAGUAUUAACAAAAUGAUAAAGGAAUUAGUACCAUCUGUUCGGAUAGCAAAUGAAGCUAGAGAGCUUGUUUUGAAUUGUUGCACUGAAUUCAUACACCUCCUAAGCUCAGAAGCUAAUGAAAUAUGUAACCAAUUACAUAAGAAAACUAUCAACGCAGAACAUGUUUUGAUGGCAUUAGACAAAUUGGGUUUUGGAGAUUACCACGCUGAAGCAGAAGCAGUGUUAAAGGAUUGUAAAGCGGUCGCAGCCAAACGUAGGCGGCAAAGCACUCGCCUCGAAAAUUUAGGCAUACCAGAAGAAGAACUUUUAAGACAACAGCAGGAGCUAUUCGCUAAAGCAAGACAGGAACAGGCCUAUGCUGACCAGCAGCAGUGGGAACAACUACAAGCUGCAGCUCAACAGGCACAAGCUUCAGCAUUGCCUGCAAAUGAUGAUCAAGAUGAUUAUUCGUAAUAAACAGACAAUAAAGACUGAUUCAUACCA